Dreissena polymorpha is the source of this 1287-nucleotide messenger RNA. Its product is annotated as prestalk protein-like. NCBI's taxonomy places the organism in Eukaryota, Metazoa, Mollusca, Bivalvia, Myida, Dreissenidae. Bases 1 to 1287 code for a protein of 428 amino acids. The transcript has 5 exons. The record is from RefSeq and is a predicted model, not a curated record.
AUGGCUAUUUUAGAGCAUGCUUACCCCAGUUGGAAGGUAUUUCGUAUCCCAAGGAACCAUCCAGCUUCCAUGAACAACGUGAUUAUGCCCAUGAUUGCGAAACUUGCAGUCGAACUUCACGAAGCAGGAGUAUCAUGCAGUGAGAUGUACCCAAUAGGCUGCACUGAUGAUGACAAGGGAAGCACAGAUGACGAGGGCUGCAUUGAUGGCAAGGGCUGCAUUGAUGGCAAGGGCUCCGCAGCUGACAAGGGCUGCAGAGAUGACAAGGUCUUUAUUGCUGACAAGGGCUGCAAUGAUGACGAUAAGGGCUUCACAGAUGACAAGGGCUACAUUAAUAACAAGGGCUUCACUGAUGACAAGGGCUGUAUUGAUGAGAAGGGCUGCCCUUACAAAAAAGCACUGAUGACACGGGCUGCAAUAACCAUGACAAGCCGCCCAGAUGACAAGCGCUGUGCAGAUGAAACGGGCUGCUUCGGUGACAAGGGCUGUGCAGAUGACCGGGGCUGCAAUGAUGAAAAGGGCUGCAAUGAUAAUGAUAAGGGCUGUAUUGAUGAUACGACGGGCUGCAAUAAUGAUGUCAAGGGCUGCAAUGAUGAUUUCAAGAGCUGCACAGAUGACAAGGGCUGCACAGAUUACACGGGAUGCGAAGAUGAAAAUUGCUGCGCAGAUGACAAAGGCUGCGCAGAGGACAAAGGCUGUCCAGAUGACAAAGACUGCGUAGAUGACAAAGGCUGCGUAGAUGACAAUGGCUGCGCAGAUGACAAAGGCUGUGUAGAUGACAAAGGCGGUGAAGUUGACAAACACUUCGCAGAUGACAAACGCUGCACAGAUGACAAAGGCUGCGAAGAUGACUAUGGAUGCACCGAUGCCAAGGGCUGCUCAGAUGACAAAGGAUGCGCGGAUGCAGAUGACAAGGGAUACGCAGAUGACAAGGGCUUCGCAUAUGACAAAGAUGACAAAGGCUUCGCAGAUGACAAGGGAUGCACAGAUGGCAAGGGCUGCGCAGAUGACAAAGGAUGCGCAGAUGGCAAUGGAUACACAUAUGACAAGGGCUGCUCACAUGACAAAGGAUGCGUAGAUGACAAAUGCUGCACAGUUGACAAGGGAUGCACAAAUAACAAGCGCUGCACAGAUGACAAAGGCUGCGCAGAGGACAAAUGCUAUGAAGAUGACAAAGACUGCGCAGAUGACGAAGGCUGUGUAGAUGCCAAAGGCGGUGCAGAUGACAAGCACUGCGCAGAUGACAAACGCUGCACAGAUGAUAAAGGCUGCGCAGAUGACUAUUGA